UGAUCUCCAUACACAGACAAUGCGAUUGUUAUCUUUCCCUAUUAUUGGGCGGAUAGUAGGUGGGGAACGGCUUGCGCGUAGGCAACCUUUCAAGUUUCUCUGUUCAAUUAAGCUUCAACCUCCACAAAUUCUACACCUGCAGGUCUCAAGGACGACAUGGCUGUUACCUGUGGGUCUGAUCCCGAUAACCUAUGAAUUAAAAAGAUCACUCUUUCGCUGUUAAAUGGAUAGCGUUGAGUUAGAUAAUACGUCACCGCGCAGAAAAGUUGUCAAUGACGCUCCACAAGAAGAUUCAAGGGUGCCAGAUCGUAGCGACGGAAUACAUACAAUGCAGGAUAGCAAUCGCUUGCGCAAGUGGUGGUUGACCGAAAUUCGCCCGGAAGUAGCUGCUGAAGAUGGAGACCCGAGAGACUUCCUUGCCCUUGAGAGAACAUUUCUAGCGUAUGUUCGCACGGCAAAUGCGCUUGCUUCGUUUGCGAUCGUCGCAGCUCAGCUGUUCAUCCUCCAUCAUGAUUCUGUCGUGGCUGGGAAAGUACUGGCUUGUUUAUCGCUUGCAUUUGCUAUAUAUAUCCAGCUGAUGGGUGCUAUGCGGUAUUUUAGGCAGCAAAGGUCGCUUCAGCGGAGAAAGUGCUAUAUAUGGAACCCAGAGAGUAUCAGGGUUGCGUUGUUAUUCUUUGUGAUAUCUACUGUAGCCCUAGUGCUAGUGGUUGUGUUUGGAUAGCCCGGAAGACGAGCAAGUCCACGUGUUGACGUGCACGCUCUCCAGGAAUUAGCUUCGUCCUGAAAUAUACAUACUUAACUUUUUUUGGGGGGGGGGAAUACGCUUAGAAAUCUACAGCCAAUGUACAGCAGUGCCAAUUGAUAACGAGCUUUCGAUCAGGCGUUUGAAUGGAUUGCCUACUAGUUCAUACAAUUUUAGAACUAGUAGACCUACAUACAUAGCAUACAGUGUCAACGUCAAGUAUCUUAAUACAGGCCCUUGCUUUUACUUCUAAAUUCUCUAAGAUGCAUUAAAAUUGACAGUGGAAGUAAAAAUAUCUUCAUAGUCGAGGAUAUUGAGGACUUCUGGAAUAAGAACAU
This is a messenger RNA of Aspergillus pseudotamarii, 1080 nucleotides long. Its product is annotated as YidH family protein. NCBI's taxonomy places the organism in Eukaryota, Fungi, Ascomycota, Eurotiomycetes, Eurotiales, Aspergillaceae. The coding region runs from base 224 to 721 and encodes 165 amino acids. The record is from RefSeq and is a predicted model, not a curated record. The transcript is spliced from 3 exons.